Molecule: messenger RNA, 1375 nt
Organism: Ruditapes philippinarum (Manila clam)
Lineage: Eukaryota; Metazoa; Mollusca; Bivalvia; Venerida; Veneridae
Product: complement C1q tumor necrosis factor-related protein 3-like
Exons: 3
Coding region: 139-759 (206 amino acids)
Molecular function (GO): protein binding
Source: RefSeq, a predicted model, not a curated record
AUUUCAAAGGUGUAUUAUUAAAGAAUGUAAAUGAUUUAUGUUCGUUUGAGUGUAACGAAUAAGAGCAUAACUUUGUAUAAACUAAGAUAGAUUUAAAAACUUGAAUUGUUACCAAUAAGAUAUAACCUAGACGGAUAUAUGUACAACCGCAGACUCGGAUAUAAAAUGUUUGCACAUUUCUGCUUUGUAGGAAUUGUUUUUUGUAUUAAGAAUGCGGCUUGUGAUUCAGGUAAUGUUGAGCCGGGUCAAUGUGUGUCGAGAUUUGAUUAUGAUUAUAAAGUGCUGGAGAAAUUAUCUCAGUUUGAAAGAGAAAUUAAGGAGCUAAAGCAAAAGGACAUGUGUGAAGAUAGUCAAAAGGUUGCGUUUAUGGCACAGCUAUCAGGUACGCUCAUUAACCCGGCAGUGAAUACUGUAGUUGUUUUUGAUAGAGUCAGUACAAAUGCUGGAAAUGGAUACAAUUCUGGAUCAGGAAUGUUUGUCGCCCCAGUGAAAGGCUUAUACAGCAUACAUCUAGUUGCAAGCUCAAGAUCAAAAGCAACAACCAAUUAUCUUCAUCUGUACAUUAUGCACAAUUCCUCUCAAGUUGGUUAUAUUUUCCUUGACCAGAAUUCUGACUACUCACUGAUGAGAUCAACCGCUAUCAUACUUCAACUUAGCAUUGGCGACACGGUGUUUGUUAAGAUCGGAAACACAGGAGCAAGGGGCCACCUGGUAGGCUGUUGUUUCCAUACGGUUUUCAGUGGAUUUUUAAUCAAUUGACGUUUUCUCGAUUAUAAGCAAUCAAACAGACUAUGUCACAAUACAGACUAUUGUAAGAUGUAAUACAAAGUUGUUGACGAAUAUGCUUCAAUUAAGAAAAAUAAUAUGAAAUAUAAACGUGGAAAAACUGUGCCCUAUAAGAGCUUAAUUUGCAAACAACUCUGCGUUUGAGAAAUACCUUAUGGUAUAAUUGAUUUCUGACAGCAAAAAGUAAUUGAUACAUAACAUUCAUGGAAACAAUCAAUAUUCAAUUGGAGUAAUAGUCGUUUUGUUUAGAAUAAUUAGAAUAAAACUUUUUUUAUGAUUUACCAAUAAAACUCACUAAAAACAGAAACUCAUUUAUUUUUUCUCAGGACCACCGUUAGUUAAAACCUUUUUAUGUUUUUGAGAGCAUUACUGAUUUAUCCGUGAACAUUUUAUUUGAUAAUUUCACAGUUCUACCGUUCUACCUUUAGUGUUUGUAUAAGCUCAAGGAUAUAUGCUGCUAUAGGUAUAUUUUAAUUCCCGAGUCCCAAGCUCAAAUUCCCUGAAAAUAUUCAUCGCUUCAAUGAGUUUACUAUUCGGCAGGAUAACGCCCUGAUAAAGUCACUUACUCUUUGUCUCAUAGCAUGGAAAA